This is a messenger RNA of Polyodon spathula (Mississippi paddlefish), 1756 nucleotides long. Its product is annotated as glial fibrillary acidic protein-like. NCBI's taxonomy places the organism in Eukaryota, Metazoa, Chordata, Actinopteri, Acipenseriformes, Polyodontidae. Gene Ontology annotation, cellular component: cell-cell junction; sarcolemma; Z disc. Gene Ontology annotation, biological process: skeletal muscle organ development. The transcript has 11 exons. The record is from RefSeq and is a predicted model, not a curated record. The coding region runs from base 68 to 1576 and encodes 502 amino acids.
UUGAGGUGUCAGCCCACUCAAGCAGAAGCAGUUCACAAGAAGAAAGGAAGGAAAGCUAACCACCAAGAUGAGCAGAAGCCCAGAAAGGAUUUCUUCCUACCGCCGCCAUUUCGAGGACAGCAGCAGCAGCUCUGCCUUGUACCAGAUGAGAGUAUCCAGCCCCUCUCCACCACGGGCCAGGGAGGCCCGGCACCGCUCUGCCAGCUACACUCGGAGCUCUGCCACCAGGCGCACUGCAGAAGUGGGGAGGAGAACAACCUCGUCUACCCGCAGACCUCAUAUUGCCAGCAUGGGGGCAAUCUGUCUGGGUGUUGGCAUUGGGCCAGCUAUGGAUCUAGAAACAGCUGCUGCCGCAAACCAGGAAUUCCUUAGCACGAGGACCAGCGAGAGGAAGGAGAUGGUCGUUCUGAACGACAGACUGGCAGUCUACAUUGAGAAGGUUCGAACAUUAGAACAACAAAACAAACUUCUGGAAUCGGAGAUCGAGGCUCUCCAUAACCGCUACAUCAAACCAUCGGGUCUGAGGCUACUCUACGAAGAACAACUCCGAGAACUGAAGAAGAUUGCUGAGCAAAUGAAAGUCCAAAGGGACAUGGCUGUGGCCGCAAAGGAAGCUAUGGCAGGACAGUUAGAGAUGAUCAAAGCCAAGUAUGAAGAGGCCCUUGAAGCCAGAAAGAAAGCCGAACUGGAAAUCGAAACUUUACGCCCUGAUGUCGAUGCUGCCACAGCUGCACGAAUUGCUCUGGAAAAACAGCUGGAAAAUCUGGAAGUGGAACUCGAAUUUCUUCAAAGGGUGCACAACGAGGAAAUCGAAGAGCUAAUGAAGCAGAUAUAUAACGCAGCUGCUUCAGUCAGUAUUGCUUUCUCCAUCCCCGAUCUGGCAUCCACUCUGAAACAGAUUCAAGCUGAAUAUGAAGAUAUCGCGGCCAAAAACCUACAGGAAAUGGACGAUUGGUAUAAAACGAAGUUUGCUGAUCUAAACGGCACUUCCACUAAACGCUUAGAAAAAACCAGACACUUGAGACAAGAAAUUACAGACUGUAAAAGAAACAUUCAGGGCAAAGAGAGAGAAGUGGAAAGCUUGAAAAACAAAAACGCUGCUUUGGAAAUGCAAAUCAAGGAAGCGCAAGAAAAAUACAAGAAAGAGAUUGAAGACCUAGAGGAAAAGAUACUUAAGCUUAAGAUGGACCUCAAAACUACUAAAGAGAAAAUUGCCCUCCACCUUCGUGAAUAUCAGGAUCUACUGAAUAUUAAAAUGGCUCUUGAUAUUGAGAUUACCACAUACAGGAAACUUAUUGAAGGUGAAGAUUCAAGGCUGAGCACCAUGACGAGAAGCAUGGGUAUAAUGAGUGGACGCUUCGGACUCUGCGGAAUGGGACACGGCGAUCGACAAGGCCUUGGACACGGGCAAAUCGGUGCUCUUGAGAGCAUUUCCAAAGAACAGGCGGUGGAGACGACUGAGAGAAAAACUGUACUCAUCAGAACAGUUAAAACCGAUGAGGAUAAGGUACUUAAAGACACUCAAGAGAGGACAAUAACCAUUACUGGUGCUGGGGACGACACCGACGAGGACUAAGUCAUGGAGUUUCUACCAAAUAAUACAAAUAAAUAACAUAGCCUGAAGAAUUUGUGAAUUAAUAUUUCUAACAAUAAGUGCUUUAAAACUAUAAUAUACUGAAUGUUCUGGACUGGUGUCUUGCAAAUGUACCUUACAGUGCCUUGGCUUGUGUGAACAGAAAUAAAGUUAUCAAAAAUC